Uranotaenia lowii is the source of this 1845-nucleotide messenger RNA. Its product is annotated as carbonic anhydrase 2-like. Bases 378 to 1547 code for a protein of 389 amino acids. NCBI's taxonomy places the organism in Eukaryota, Metazoa, Arthropoda, Insecta, Diptera, Culicidae. The record is from RefSeq and is a predicted model, not a curated record. Gene Ontology annotation, cellular component: cytoplasm. The transcript has 3 exons. Gene Ontology annotation, molecular function: carbonate dehydratase activity; zinc ion binding.
CCGCCUAUAGUUACUUGAAACGCCGCCGCAGCAGCUGCUGGGUUCUAUUCUACUUAGUUCUCGGCUCAUCUCGGAAAGAGAACUUCGGAAGUUUGUUUUCUAUCCGGCUUGCUCCAUCUUUGGCGCCGAUCGUUUCGUUUGUCGGUCAAAGUCGGUCAAGAGAACACCGCGCAAACACGUGGAUCAGCGGAUCAAACGGUCGAAUAUUUAUUGCACAUAUGAAAUCUUUAGCAAGUGAAGUUGCAUGAACUGAUGUUUCGUUCCUGACUCAAAAAAGCCACUGAACUGAGUGAUUUUUUAUAGUUUAGAAGUUCUUAACCGUAGUUGUUGAAAGUUUGUUCUGGAUUCCUAACAAUUUUGGAGCCAAAAUCUGCAAAAUGAAGUGCUCCAAACGACACCAGCAAUGGAUUGUGCUGAACGUACUGAUGUUUCUACCUUGGGCCUCAUGCGGACGAAUCGAAUUUGACAGCAAUAGUGAGGAAGAAUUCCAACCCAGAAGUCGAUCGAUAUACUUCCCCGAUGACGAAGAUCGACCCGUUCGCUCAUCGUACCGGGGAAAUGCAAUCCGGGAUCAAGGCUACACGACCAGCCGGUAUCGGCGGGUGAAUGGGGGUUCGAAUCCGGAUUUCUUUUUCGAUUAUGCCCGGGAUGAGGCCGAAACUAGAAGGCAUCCUCCGACGGAUAAUUCCGUGUACAGCGGAAGGGAUACUCGGCCACGGACGACGACCACAACCACAACGACAACGCCGGCUCCUAGGGCACCAGAAUUCUCCUAUCAGGAUAAGGACAAAAACGGUCCAUCCAAUUGGCACAGGAAUGCUCCGCAGUGCGGAGGCCGAUAUCAGAGUCCUGUGAUGUUGAACUCGACCAGUGCCCUGUUUGUGAGAAACAAGCGUCCACUUCAGUUGAUCGGUCAAACCAACCAGCCACUGUCGAUCAAGCUGGCAAACGAUGGUCAUUCUGCGAAGUUUACAUUUGUCUGGAAUGAGGGAGAACGUCCGUACAUUCGGGGUGGCCCUUUGAAAAACAAAUACUUUUUCGAACAGUUCCACUUCCAUUGGGGCGCCAAUAACUCGAUCGGAUCGGAACACGUUUUGGACUAUAGACGUUUCCCACUGGAGGUACAUCUGGUGUUCUACAAUGGUCUGUACGAAUCGUUUGACGCAGCAAAGGAACAGGUAGAUGGCCUGUCUGUAAUGGGGCUGUUCUAUACCAUCGAUGACGAGUACGAGGAACAACCGAACCAGUGGACUCGAUUCCUGCGAGAAGUUAUUGAACCAGGUUCCGAGUACAACGUUUCCUACAUCGAUUCAUUCUCGGUGUACGAUGUCAUUGGGGACAUCGAUUGGACGUACUUUUCGUACGAGGGUAGCCUGACUACACCUCCGUGCCUGGAGACGGUGACCUGGAUCGUGGCCGCCAGACCGUUACCAAUCAAGUCGAAAGAACUUCGAGAGUUCCGAUGGCUGCGGUCGAGAUCUGGAGCGAUGGCCAACAACUUCAGACCGGUGCAAAAACUGUUCAACCGACGGGUUUUCCUCUAUUAGGGCUUUUCCCGGGAGGAAGCCACCCCUUGCAUUUCUCAAUUCACGCAACAAUGUGCUUCUCUAAUCCAAAGAACAGGCGAACGCUAAUUGCUGAUGGGCUAUCGUCAUCCAAUGGUCUCAAAAGAUAGUAUUCCUGUAGGUUAAGAAAAUUUAUUUAAAAAUAUUUAUUUACCACAAGAACCAAGCAUUCCGAGGCUUCCGUUUUUUUGUAUAAGGUUAGAAAUAUCAUAAGUCUCAUUUUGAAAUGUUGUGCCUUCGAACAUAUCUUUAAAGGAAAUAAAUGUAUUUUCAUGUAUAA